Molecule: messenger RNA, 990 nt
Organism: Rotaria sordida
Lineage: Eukaryota; Metazoa; Rotifera; Eurotatoria; Philodinida; Philodinidae
Source: the annotation of a GenBank genome assembly
AUGUCACAACCGACGACAACAGAAUCCACUGUCGAAUAUGAAACAACAACUUUUACAUUAAAAACGGAUAAUCUUGGUCCAAAUAAAGCUACUUUAUUACAUGCUAGAACAACAAAGAAUGAUAAUCAAUUUUAUAAAGCUGUUCUUUAUAUACAUGGAUAUUCUGAUUAUUUUUUUCAUGAUCAUGUAUGUAUACAAUUUUUGGCACAUGGUUACGAUUUCUUUGCAUUAGAUUUGCGUAAAUGUGGUCGAUCAAUUAUUUCACCAGAACAAGAUCAAUAUAGACAUUAUUGUAAUGAUCUUCAUGAAUAUGAUGAAGAAAUUACACUUUCAAUUGAACAUAUAAUUAAAGAAGCAAAGACUAAAAUUAAAAAAUUGAUUCUUCUUGGACAUUCAGCAGGUGGUCUUAUUACCAGUUUAUAUACAUCAUCGGGCUUUAAAUGUCAGGAUAUUGAUGCAGUUAUUCUCAAUAGUCCUUACUUAGCUCAAUUAGAAACCUCUUUAUCAGAAUCAGUAUUACAAAGUUUAGUGAUGAAUUUUGGUUUAUCUGCAGAUAUAGAUGAUCAUUGGUAUGGUCGAUCAAUACAUGUCUCUAACAAAGGUGAAUGGAAUUUUGAUUUAAAUAAAAAACCAAUUGAUAAAAUUCGAGCACAUGGUGCUACUUUUUAUGCUGCACGCUCAGCUCAAGAAGAACUUAUGAGAAAAGGUUCUUGUAUAAAAUGUCCUGUUCUAUUCAUGUGUUCAAAUCGUUCAAUAAAACCAGAUAGAACUUGGCGUGAUGAAUAUGAACAAACCGAUCUUAUACUUAAUGUAACAGCAAUGCGACGUGCUGCAUCUACUAUUGCUCAACAAAUAACAAUCUAUGAAAUUGAAAAUGCAAAACAUGAUAUAUUUCUAUCACAAUCAUCAGUUCGUGAAAAAGCAUUUAAUUUAAUGUUUCAAUGGCUUAAACAUCUUGAAGAUGAUUGGAUGAUAUCCAUGCAAACUUAA